Messenger RNA from Aspergillus campestris IBT 28561, 327 nucleotides. RefSeq lists its product as uncharacterized. The transcript has a single exon. Lineage: Eukaryota; Fungi; Ascomycota; Eurotiomycetes; Eurotiales; Aspergillaceae. The record is from RefSeq and is a predicted model, not a curated record. Bases 42 to 230 code for a protein of 62 amino acids.
CAACCGUCCAACCGUCCUAAUCCUAAUAUAGGGGUGUGACUAUGAAUAAACUAGUUCAUGUAAUUGUCAGAAAGAUGUUUUACUUCUUGUGUAGCCCUAUUUACGGCGAGAUUUUGGGCUUUUCCCUGCUGACUAGGUAUGUAUGUAUGCGCAUGUUGUCGGCUGUAGAUAGUACACCCCGCGUUGGCAUUAACAUCCAGAUUUUAAUGGAAUAUAUACCUAAAGAUUGAAAACGUCAGAUUAUGUAGGAUGUACACAAUAGGAUAGCCACUUCAAUGACGUAUCUGAUGAUACUUUGGGCUUUGUAAACGCCCUAUUUCGUUCUUC